AUGCGGUUCUCAGCACUGCUUGUAGCUUUGGGAUUGACCGGCUCUGGGCUCGCAGCACCAUACAAUUCAAAUGGAGCGUUGCUUAUUGAGAGACGGCAAGCUUUGACUGGUCUCUUCAACGGCGUUAAUAACGCCCUGGCUGUGACGGCCAGCGGACUGCUCGAUGAACUCGGCGACGCCUUGAACAAAGGAGACAGGGCAAAGACACUCGAUACGCUGCAGAAGCUGAAGUCCACAAAAAAGCCGAAGAACGUUGGCGAAGCAUCAUCUAUCACUGAAAAGAUCGCUAAGUCAGAGCCUGAUAACAUCGUUGAGUACAGCGCGCGAUUGAUAGCGAAUGGCAUCGUCUCCGGAUCAACAGAUGAUCUACUGGGCUACGCCCAAGGCCUCGGCUCCGUAGAGAAUGGAAACAACAACCAAAACCCUGACCCGCCAAAGAGCGUCUUUCCAAGGGCGGCAAGCUGUGAUGCGCCAUACACAGUCAGCGAGAACAAGCUCAGGUCUGCUAUCUACAUCCCGGACACUUUUACCUACGGCAAAAAGCUACCUGUGAUUUUGUUCCCUGGUACCGGAUCUACCGGCUACAUCGCAUUUCGGGGCAGCUUCAUCCCAUUGCUCACCGGUGUGGACUGGGCUGAUCCUGUCUGGGUUAACGUACCUGAACUUCUUCUUGGUGAUGCGCAAGUCAAUGCCGAGUACGCUGCGUACGCGCUCAACUACAUCGCCUCCCUCUCAAAGCGAAGCGUUGCUAUCAUCGGUUGGUCGCAGGGCAACAUCGAUACUCAAUGGGCAUUCAAGUACUGGCCAUCAACUCGCAAAGUCACUACCGACCACGUCGCCAUCAGUGCGAAUUACAAGGGCACUGUUCUAGCCAACUUUGUCGACCUCUCAGGAAUUACCAACACGCCAUCUGUUGUCCAGCAAGAAGCUGGUAGCAAUUUCAUCAAAACUCUUCGCUCUGACGGCGGUGAUUCAGGAUAUGUACCGACAACAAGUCUGUACUCUAGCUUCCUGGACGAGAUUGUCCAGCCGCAAGAGGGCACCGGGGCUUCGGCUUACUUGCUCGACCAAAGAAAUGUCGGCGUCACAAAUGCUGAAGUACAAAAAGUUUGCGCUGGAAAACCAGGUGGUUCAUUUUAUACACAUGAAAGCAUGCUGGCAAACCCCCUCAGUUUUGCACUUGCGAAAGAUGCACUUACUCAUGAAGGACCUGGCAAGGUCUCCAGGCUGGACUUGGGAACAGUCUGUGCCUCAUCUUUGGCACCUGGACUUGGAUUGGAAGAUCUUUUGAUCACUGAGAACGCGAUUGUCAUUGCGGGCAUUUCUCUUGUUACGUAUUUGCCCAAGGUAAAGCAAGAGCCGGCGAUUAAGGAAUACGCUUUGAAUACAGCGGGGACGUGUUAA
This is a messenger RNA of Fusarium odoratissimum NRRL 54006, 1404 nucleotides long. RefSeq lists its product as uncharacterized. Bases 1 to 1404 code for a protein of 467 amino acids. The record is from RefSeq and is a predicted model, not a curated record. Lineage: Eukaryota; Fungi; Ascomycota; Sordariomycetes; Hypocreales; Nectriaceae. The transcript is spliced from 2 exons.